This is a messenger RNA of Alosa sapidissima (American shad), 5675 nucleotides long. It is a transcript of the gene stim2b, whose product is annotated as stromal interaction molecule 2b. Bases 1499 to 3760 code for a protein of 753 amino acids. The record is from RefSeq and is a predicted model, not a curated record. Lineage: Eukaryota; Metazoa; Chordata; Actinopteri; Clupeiformes; Clupeidae. The transcript has 12 exons. Gene Ontology annotation, biological process: store-operated calcium entry; activation of store-operated calcium channel activity; intracellular calcium ion homeostasis. Gene Ontology annotation, cellular component: plasma membrane; endoplasmic reticulum. Gene Ontology annotation, molecular function: calcium channel regulator activity; calcium ion binding; protein binding.
CGGGGAGAAAAUAUGGAUGGUUGGUGGUGUGGCAGCAGUGUAUUGCGAUGAAACCGUAAAUAGAAAUGGCAAACAAUAGACAGAGGUGGUUCCGUGUCAUUAUCCCGGGAGAGGGACAUCCUCGUCGCUGAAGUUGAGGCGAUUCCUACGCACACCGAUGAGGGCAUGCACCACUAAAGGUCUUGCGGAAUCUGCUUCCUCGUUUUGCCAACGCUGUCUCAUACGCAUAAACUGGGAUAAACAUAUUAGUCUCUGAGCCAAGACAUUAAGAAAAAACACAGGUUAUUGAGUUAGACUACAUUCACUGUAGAAUCAGACUUACACAGGCGAGCAGUAUUUGUAGCCAACGAGUCGCUGAUGUCAAAAUGAUUUGCAUACUGACUUCCGCCCCACGACUUUAGUGCAUCAGCCGGUCAUGAGCGGAGACGGCGAGACGGACAGAUGUGUUUAGUAAAAGACAUGAAAACCUGACGUUAAAUUAUUUGGUGCAUUACUUGUCUGGAUGUAUCGUAUGGUUGGUCACCAGACGCACCGGGAUUCGGAAAGAUUGGACGGGUUUGGGGACAAAGCAUCGGCAGAAGUGCGAUUUAAAUUGCUGACUGGAUUCUAUACUUUAAUUUGCGGAGGAGGACCGUGAACACCACUCAUUCAGUAUGCUGAAGACACUGCAAUAUUUUUAUAUUGUGUGUAUAUGGAAGUCCAAGGACUAUUGCUCGUUUUAACCUAACCGACUCUUACGGAUUGGAAUAUGGCACUUUAAAACGCAUUGACGCAUCCCGUUGACAGCAAAAUUGUAUUUUGUCGUUGCUCUUUUCUGUGAAACGUUUCUUUAGCGUGGAUGUAACCUACACGUAACAUUUGCACUUUUUCACUGGAACCUGACUUGACAAACAGUCCGAAGUAGAUCACCGGUUCCCUCGACAAGCUACCCAUGAAAGUUUCGAUAAAAUAGGCUACCAUAUCCUGCUCGUGAAAUGCUUUGACGUCUCUGUAUUGUAAAGAACGCCACUAAAGUAUCUUUAUUUAUUCUUUUCAGAUGUCGUUUUAAGUCUUAAACCCUCGUUUCGACGUUCCUAACAUUGUAGAUAGAUGGCAUAGUGGAUAGAUAGACAGAUAGAUAUUUAUUUUUCUAGGUAUUUCAAGUGUAUAUAAUUAGGCUACUUUUAAUAAUGACAAUGUAUAUCUUUUCUUUAAAGAACAACCUAUAGACAGUGAAAGAUUAUGUUAACGUAAUCUUCGUCGUACAUUGUUGUGUGUUUCAAAGUCACAAUAGCCUAUCGCUAGUGUUCAAACUCGUUGGAUUUUAGCUAACAACUGUGUCUGACGUUCCAUUCUUGCGAUAAGAGACAUUCGACUAUAGCUGUCAAAUCUACCUUUUAAACGAAACCACAGCCAGUGGAAGACAGACUAUUGUGUGAUUUAUAGCCAAACUAUAUUUAUUUAAGCCUCCAUCAACCCUCUUGUUAUACUGGGAAAGGAUCCUCAAGCCGUGUCCACAAUGACUUACUUCUCCUAUGGUGUGCUACUGCUGCUACGUGGACUCGUCAUCUCUGCAGUGUUGGGAUAUGAGGGCACUUACUCAAGUGAUCUUUCCAGCCAUGCCACCUCGGAAGCCCCAAUUGUUGCAACUACAGAUCCCUGCUUGACAGUGAUGCCUCCCUGCAUGAACGAGGCGGACCGCUUCAGUCUAGAUGCCCUGCGGCACAUCCACAAGCAGCUGGACGAUGACAACGACGGGGGCAUAGAGGUCAACGAGAGCGUGGAGUUCAUCAUAGAGGACAUGAAACAGCAGCAGACGAACAAGCACAGCAACCUGCACCGCGAGGACCAGCACAUCACCGUGGAGGAGUUGUGGAAAGGCUGGAAGUCGUCUGAGGUUCAUAACUGGACACUGGACGACGCAGUGCAGUGGCUGAAGGAGUCUGUGGAGUUGCCUCAGUAUGAGAGCAACUUCAGAGAUUUCAGGGUGGAUGGAAACACACUGCCUCGAAUAGCGGCGAACGAGCCGUCGUUUAUGUCGUUGCAGUUAAAAAUAUUAGACCAGCGACAUAAACAGAAAUUAAACCUCAAGGCCCUUGAUGCUGUGCUGUUCGGCCCACCGCUACGACCGCAGCACAACUGGCUAAAAGACUUCAUCCUGAUGGUGUCCAUUGUGAUUGGUGUGGGCGGCUGCUGGUUUGCCUACAUGCAGAACAAGUCAUCCCGCGUGCACGUGGUCCAGAUGAUGAAAGACCUGGAGAGCCUGCAGAGCGCAGAGCAGAGUCUCCGGGACGUCCAGAGCAGGCUGGAGAAGGCUCAGGAGGAGAACCGGACGGUGGCGGUGGAGAAGCAGAACCUGGAGCAGAAGAUGCGGGAUGAGAUCUGCGGGGCCAAACGAGAGGCCCACCGCCUGCGGGAGCUCCGCGAGGGUGCCGAGAGUGAGCUCAGUCGACUCAAGUACGCCGAGGAGGAGCUUGUGCAGGUGCGCAUGGCUUUGAAGCGGGCAGAAAAGGAGCUCCAGUCAGAGUGGUCAGUGCCAGAGGCCCUGCAGAUGUGGCUGCAGCUCACCCACGAGGUGGAGGUCCAGUACUACAACAUCAAGAAGCAGAGCGCCGAGCUCCAGCUGGCCAUCGCCAAGGAAGAGGCGGAGAAGAUUAAGAAGAAGAGGAGCUCAGUGUUUGGAACAUUGCAUGUGGCCCACAGUUCGUCCUUGGAUGAGGUGGACCACAAGAUCCUGGAGGCCAAGAAGGCCCUGUCGGAGGUGACGGCGUGCCUGCGUGAGCGGCUGCACCGCUGGCAGCAGAUCGAGAAGCUGUGCGGUUUCCCCGUGGUGCACAACUCGGGCCUGCCCAGCCUGACCGCCUCGCUCUACUCUGACCACAGCUGGGUGGUCAUGCCCCGCGUCUCCAUGCCGCCCUACCCCAUUGCCGGUGGCGUCGACGACCUCGAUGAGGACAUGCCGCCCAUCGUCACCCAGUUCAACCGUGAGUCCAUGCCAUCCCAAAUGAUGCGGCCGCCGUUGACGCGUAGCAGCAGUGUGUGUCGCUCGCGCCGGAGCCUGCUGAGCUCCCAGCAGCCCUCGCUCAUAUCGCCGGACCCCGACCUGCUGCCCAUGGGCAGCGCCGCCCUACUGCCCCCCUACCGCUCAGACGCCUCCGCCGCCGAGGACGAGCACAUCUUCUUCAGCGUGGAAAGGAAGGGGGACAAUCAGGACACCUGUUCAGACACAGACUCUCUCAGCUCCUCCCAGGGCAGGAAGCACUACGCGGGUCCCUGCAGCUCGGGCCAGGACACCCCGCAGCGCAAGAUCUCUCGCGAGGAGCUGAUCCUGCUGUGCCAGGAGCACCACCACCAGCUCUCAUCCUCCUCCACCACCACAGACCCUUCCCCUCCACCCCCACCGGUGCCCAGCCCGGCCCACGGCCACACCCCGCCUCCCCACCACCACCAGCACCACCCCCAAGGCCACAAGGGCUCCCCCGACCUGACCCGCACCACCAUCCCGGAGUCGCAGAGCAUGACCUUCCACACCGGCAGCGUCAAGCUCCACAACGGCAUCCUGGAGAAGUCCUACAGCAUGGGCCAGCUGCCCGCCUCGGCGGUGGUGGCGGCCGCCGCAGCCGUUUCGGACGCGCGCCACCCGUCCCUCUGCUCCCUGGACUCUGAGGUCAAGAACCCCAAGGAGAUGAAGGCAAUUCACAGCUCCUCCUCACAGGACUCUUGCGACAAUGGAGAAAAGAAACGCUCCAAGAUCAAGAGCUUGUUCAAAAAGAAGAAGUAAUAUAUCGUUUAAUAACUUUGGUGAAUAGAAAUCAUAUAAAGACUAAAGAAAAAAGAAAAAAAUACAGAAAAAAGGGGGAAUAUAAAAAAAUGAGUGAGGAAAAAAGGAGAGAGAUGAAAAAAAAGAGAAACUUGCUUAGCCUUAAAAGAAUGGACCUUUGACAGAAACCAAAACUGUUUUUUUUUUUUUUUUGUCAUAGUUCCUUAUUUUAUGUCUUUUAUUUUUGUAAGUCAGAAUGUAGCUCUACCCCAGGAAGUCCUACUGGGUUGGUAGCCUUUGUACGACACCUCACGUUUUCUUUCUUCUUCCCUUUUCCCUCUUUUCUUCAAAGGUCACUCGUAGCCUCAAAAGGUCAAGAAUGGUGCCCAAAGUCAAGGGGGUUAAAUAAAUAAAUAAAUAAAUAAAUAAAUAAACACAAAUAAACACCUUGACUGUCCUCUUGGCUUUGUACCCACUUGAGUUUCAGGGGUAGAAGUUGAAACGGGGCGUUCAGCUUCAAGUCAGAUGUUGUUUACCGAGGCCAAUGAGCUUAUGUACUUGAUGAAUUUAUUUUUUAUUUUAUUUUCUUUAAGUAAAAAAAAAAGAGAUCCUGCUAAAGUUUGUUGCACUACUGCUUUCCCUGGGUGGGGAGAGAGCCUCUCCUUGCGGUGAUUACACCGUACAGUUUAAAACUUGUACAAAUCAGGAGAGAACACAUGCGUCAGAGUGGCAGAAGGCGUUUGGUAGCGUCAGACGAGGAAGGUAAAACACCAUGGCCUUUUAGAGUUGGAUGCCAUGGUCAACAGUGCUCUCGUAUAGCAGGGCAGAUCAGUGCAUCAAUUGGAGCCACAUGGAUAAUGUGUAAUAUAAUUAGCGUUUUUAAGCUAAUUGCUAAAAUAGCUCAUUUUUAGCAUCACACAACCAGAAAAAAAACAAUAGGUAAAGUUACUUCGUUGAAGAAGGGACGAGUAGUGAUCUGUGGCAUGCAGAGAGAAUCCAACUCCUAGUGGUGCUUUGUUUAAGAAGGCCCGCGCAAUUAGCGAUUUGUCGCAUGUUGAGAGAAACCAACAUGUAGUGAUGCGUUGUCCAACAAGACAAAACCGAUGACUUGAGGUGCUAGCUGCUGGCAAAAUUGUGCAUUUGGUGUGCUUCACUGUGUGUGUGUACCCCUCUUUUCUCUUUGUUGUAUACUUUCUUUUUACAUGAUAUUGAAAAUGAGUAGGUUUUUUUUUUUUUUUAAAAGACAACAUAGAAACGCAAUUUCUAACCCAGUAGCUGUGAAACGACAGAACGUGGAGACAGAAAAAAAAAAAGAGACUGUUUGAAAGAAUAUGCAGAUUUGUUGCAAAAAUCCCCCAUCCCACCCCAGACACACACGCACACACACCCUCCGUCCCCUGUCUUACCCACAAUGCCCCAACACUCUCCAUUUUCCCACACCAAUGGGCUUGGACUCCGAUGGGUUCUUCUCCCUCACUGUGACUUUGAGUACCGGCCUGGCCUGCCCCGCCACCAACCCCUACCCCAGCCCACCCCCACUUUCUGACGAAGACACAUGCACAACCAUGCACUAGAAUAACACCUUUGGUGGCCUGCCAUGCCGCCGUGUUAUUUAUACGUUGUGAGAGUGUUGUGUGAGUGUUAAGGCCAACCUGAGAGACGACCAGGGCGAUGACCUCGGCCGUCAGUACUGUGUUCACCUCCUAGUACCGCGCAGCUACCACAUGGGGUUUGUUCGUGUACACGUGAUUUAACGUUUGUUAAGUUAAAAAAAAAAUCAAACAAUAAAAUGAAACAAAGGCGUCCAGCGAUCGUAAGGGUGAAACCUUUUGAAUGUCGGUGACAUGUUGGGAAUCUUCCUUUUUUUGGAAUAUUUGGUGUGUGAAUAUUUGUAUACUGUAGAAAGAAUUAAUAAUAAAUGAAGUAUCUUUCAUGA